AUGUUUUUGGCACGGGUUUACGUUACCCUGAAACCGGCGGUCAACGACCCCCAGGGUCUGACCGUAAUUGGCGGUCUGCACAGCCUGGGCUACGAAACCGUGGAGGAUGUUCGCAUCGGCAAGUACCUGGAAAUCCGCGUGGCCGCCGAUGCCCUGACGCAAGCCGAGAGUGAAGUUACCGGCAUGUGUGACCGGCUGCUAGCGAACCCGGUGAUCGAGGAUUACCGGUUCACGCUGGAACAGGUGGAAUAA
This is a messenger RNA of Geodia barretti, 252 nucleotides long. NCBI's taxonomy places the organism in Eukaryota, Metazoa, Porifera, Demospongiae, Tetractinellida, Geodiidae. The record is from the annotation of a GenBank genome assembly.